Messenger RNA from Eriocheir sinensis (Chinese mitten crab), 608 nucleotides. RefSeq lists its product as uncharacterized. Lineage: Eukaryota; Metazoa; Arthropoda; Malacostraca; Decapoda; Varunidae. The transcript is spliced from 3 exons. Bases 210 to 512 code for a protein of 100 amino acids. The record is from RefSeq and is a predicted model, not a curated record.
AAGCACACACACUCACGUCUGCAAACACUGGACGCGGCGAACGGCUCACCAUCCAUCUCUCCGUGCAGACUCAUUCACCUCCACUCCACCUGCUCCACAUCACCGCUUCCACCACUUUACAUCACCACCACCACCACCGCCACCUGACAUCACCUCUGCCAUCACCUGCGCCACCUCCACCCGCUGACACCACCUCCACCACCUUCACCAUGAAACUUCAGCUGGUGGUCGCUCUGGGCCUGGUGGCGAUGGCCGCCGCGCGCCCCGACAAGAUCUUCGAGUUCGAGGGUGACGACGCCGAGCACGAGCAGGAGGGCGUGGCGGGGAAGGCAGUCACCGGCGAGUACAAGUGGGAGAGUCCUGAGGGCCUGGAGUUCUUUGUCAAGUACAUCGCGGACGACAAAGGUUACCGCGUGGUCGAAUCCAACGCAGUGCCGGUCGCCUUCGGUCGCAGCGCCACGGGGUUCCAGGCUGACCUUGACGGAGACGAGGACGAGGACGAGGACGAGUAAACAACGGAUAGAAGGGAGAGAGAAGGAGGAGGAGGAGGAGGAGGAGAAGUAGAAGGAGAGAAGGAAAGGAAUGUUAUAAGAAUGAAGGGAUGACGA